Messenger RNA from Lytechinus pictus (painted urchin), 4230 nucleotides. RefSeq lists its product as uncharacterized. Bases 105 to 839 code for a protein of 244 amino acids. Gene Ontology annotation, biological process: motor neuron apoptotic process; necroptotic signaling pathway; negative regulation of apoptotic process. NCBI's taxonomy places the organism in Eukaryota, Metazoa, Echinodermata, Echinoidea, Temnopleuroida, Toxopneustidae. Gene Ontology annotation, cellular component: membrane raft; CD95 death-inducing signaling complex; external side of plasma membrane. Gene Ontology annotation, molecular function: tumor necrosis factor receptor activity; protein binding. The transcript has 6 exons. The record is from RefSeq and is a predicted model, not a curated record.
ACUAGUGUACGUUCUAAAUCUAUAUUUGAUAAACAGCGUAUUUUUGUGACCGCGUUGUAAUUCAAACUUAGGAUAAUAUGUCACGGCAAAAUUAAUCAAGCACCAUGACGGAGCACUUAACGGAUAAAAAGCUCACCGACCUAGCAGAGGCUGUGGCUGUCGAUAAAAAUUUACUGAAGCUCGGGUUGAAUCUGGGAAUCAAGGAGUCCAAGGUUAGGAUGUACAUCAGUACAAAUAAACGAAAUGACAGCUUUGAAGGAACCAGCUCCAUGCUCUCUGAUUGGAAAAGAGAUACACCGAAAGCGAAGCAAAUACCUGAUCUCAUCAAGGCUCUGACCGAAUCUGGAUUUGCGGAAUUAGUUGAUGAAUUCUUCUCAACUGGAGGGGUCGCAACCCAUGGGGUAAAUGCAGGAAGCCCUUCUACUGCAGCUUCAUUUACUGACAAUGCACACCUAAUGGCGCCUGCAGUUGGAAUGAAAGAUGACGAUAUUCUGGUCGAAGUUGCCAAAAUGACAAUGCAAAAUGAAGAUAUAGACGACCUCGGGAGAGCCCUGGGGAUUGAGGUGCCUGAUAUCUACGCUGCUCAGGUGCAAAAUCGACAUGGUGUAACGUCUGAAGGGUCCCGUGCUUUGAUGAGAAAAUGGUACAGAGGACAAAGGCAAUCGGAGUUGAAGAACAAGUUGGUAGAAGCCCUGACUAAGGCAAAGCGGGAAGAUAUACUAAAAAAGUGUUUCCCCAAUAUAGAUGGUUCAACCCCUCCUGGUAAUGUCAAAGGAAAUGGAGCAAAGAAUGAAAAUGGUAAUCCAGACUCUGCUGAAGAACUGGAAGAUAUGAAAUGACAUCUUGGACACGAUUGCCAAGACAGUCCGACAAAAUACGGAAAUCGACACACUCGGAAGAAAGCUUGGAUUUAAGUAUGAAGAUGUUCAAGGAUAUAUAGCAAUCAAUCACAAAACACAUAGCAUUACGUGGGAUGGAACUUUACAGAUGUUACGGGAUUGGUUUAAAAACCAAAAAAAAUCUGGUCGAGAGAGAGAAGCUUUGAAGACUGCUCUCGAAAAAUCAGGUCACAUUCGUCUUGCUGAUAAGCUCUUUUCAUUAUAGUAGACUUGUUAAGAGGUUGAACGCUGCAUUUUUGAGUACAAGUGUCCCACUUGGCAAAAAUGUUCCUUGAGUCAAAAGAAAAAGAUUCAUCCAAAGAGACACGCUGUCUCUAUGCAGAUGAGCAAGUAAUUUGCAUAAAUUUGCAUAUUAUGUCGAUAUAGUGAAAACAAGUAUUUAAGAAUAUAUAUUUAACCAGAACUGCUCCAAAAUUGGACACAAAGACUUAGGGUAAGAAUGGGAAGAAAAUUGUCAUAAAAUGAUUGGGAUAUCCUUGUUUACUAUUACCUAAUUUACAUGAAUUAUGCAAAUUAUAUACAUAAUUUACGCAAAUUAGACAACAAUGUGGAUGGAUAAUGUGAAUGUUUUCUUUUCCUCCAUCCAUAGAACGUUAGUACUGAUUAAAAUGCCUAAUUGUUAACACUACUCAUGGAAUUAGUAUAGGUAAACUCAUUAAUAUGUAUUUAUGGUAAUAAGUGGUCAUUUGCAUAGAUGUAGUGAAUCCUUUGUGCCCGAAUACUUUAUAUAACCCUUUUUAACACAUAUAUAAUUAUUUAUUAAGUUUAUAUAAUUAAAAAUCACACAAAAGCUUAAUAUAGUAUAAUUUAUGCAAAUUAUGCACUGAAUAUCACAAACAAAUGAAUUUAACGCAAAUAUUGAAAAUUACAAAGAUACAGUUUUCUCAUGUAUAGUUUCUUUUCCUUUCAUCAUCAUUAGAUUGUCACGAGUAAGACAUGUUUUACUUUUAAAGCGGUUUUUCUAAUGUUUAGAGCAUUUUGCAGUUUUAUGCAUAGAUUAUGGUAAUUAGGGAUUAUUUACAUAUUUUUUAAAAAGUUCGUUUGUCCAAUGUCUUUCCCAGACCCUAAGACACAUUUAUACCUUUCAUUAUUUACAUACCACAUUUAUUGACACUUUUAUUCAAAUCAGAUUAUCCAGAAUCAUUUGAAAAAGGGGCACUUUUGAUUGAAAAUGUGUAUAAUUUAUGCAAAUUAGGUAAUGAAAUGUAUGGUUACUGCAUUUUUUUUUCAUUAGUAUUCUUUUGCUACUUCCACAAACGCUUUGCAUCAAAUUUGACAUUUCUAUGAAGUAGCUUUACAUUUUUACAAGUGUUUUUAGCAAAUUACUCAUUUUAGAGGCUAAUUUACAUAAUUUAUGCUAAUUAGGGUUAAUUUGCAUAUAUGCAGGGUGUCUCUUUGGAUAAACAUUUUCCAAUGGGUUAAAGGAAAAUACAUGCCAAGAGGCACAUUUGUACUAAAAAUGCAGCGUUCACCCCUUUUUUUUGCAGUUAACAAGUCUACUAUUAUCCAAUUAGUAAGAGAGAGAUAAUAGGAACAAACCUAUUCGUUCGGGAUUAUCUGUAAUUUAACAUGUAUCCCUUACCUUUUUUUAAGAUGAGCCCAAAGUUAGGAUUAGUAUGCUCAUAAUGUAAAAAAAAAGUUUACCCAAAUUAAUAAUAUUAAUAAUAAUAACAAUAUCACUGCCAAAUGCGUUCAUACGCUCUUACUGGGAUAUCAUUAACCUGGCUUUAUCACCGAAGCCUUUCAUUUUUCAAAAUAACAAAUUUCACAAAAUACCUGAUAUGCGUCCUCCAUUCAACAUGUAGCUAGCCUUUCUCCAGUACACUCUAAAAACACAGUCAAAUUUCUAUAUCGGUUAGAAAGGGAACAUGCUUGUUAGCUUGGUUUUUUUUCCCCAUAUUGUGCAAAAUGCACAUUUAAAUGAUAAAUUUUAACGCAACAUUACGUUUACAAAAUAUUUUUCAUCUUUUUACCCAACCAACAUGCACGUUCCCAUUUUACCCAAUAUUCCAAUAUUGGGUAAACUUUUUUGGUAACGUUUGCUCAUUCAUUAUUCCAUUUCGUGGGUGCUAAUGCGUAAUACCAAGGUGAUUUUUUUCUUUUGAUUUUGACACCAAUCUUAUCAAUCUUUAUCAUGAUCAAUCAAUCACUGAUCCAUUCGUUAUCUUUAAUGAAUAAACAAUACAACGUUGUCACAUUUGAUUUGUCUAAAUUCAACAUUUUCUAUAUAGGUUAGUACCAUUAUCAACACAAAUAUAUUGAUAUCUUUAUAAAACAAUUUGAUUUUAUACAGACCAAUUUAAUUGAUUGUGUUAUUGUACAUGCUGCUUUGAAAGGUUCAAAAUCGUUUUGCUAGUAUAAAGUUUGAUGACAAUCAGUGGUGUACCUAGGAUUUUCGAAAGGGGGGGGGGGGCAAAUUCGUCCGCCAAAAUAUUUGACAAGCGAAAAAAAAGUUUUCAAGUACAAAGGAGGGGCCCCUUGUGGCUCGUCACCAGGGAUCAGUUCAGGGGGGGGGGAGGGAUACGUCCCUUGCAUGAGUUGUGACUCGUCAGGGGGGCAGUCUGCCCCCCCCCCUCUUUGGUACGCUAGUGAUGACAAUCAUUGUUAAUGUUAGAGUAAUUUUCAAAAUUAUUCAGAGAUGGUGUUUGUGUUUGAGUAUUUACAGAGUGUAUGAUCAAUCAGAUAUGAUUAUUUACACACACACACACAUACACACACACACACACCCUUGUUGUUUGUCCAGAGUCAAACAAAAAACUGUUUUUUAGAUUCACCGAAUAAGAACAAGGACCUCUUCCUUAUUCUUUGUCAUGAAUGGCAUUUGACAAUACAUUUUCUCUCUCCUUGAAAAAAAAACCCAAUCAGUAUAAUUAGAAAACAUUUCGAAACCUAUUGAUUAAGGGGGAAUUCCCUUAAACGGCGCCGAAACGUGGCGGUUGCUCUUGUCAAAUAACAAAGGGAUGUUUCGAAAACACAAGAUCAAAACACGAUCUGUGGUAAAUGUGUGUAUGUGUGUGUAUUUGCUUGAGUGGGUGUAGUGUACAAGGGAUGGUCUCGGUGUAGUGUUUUUCUAGGUUGUGAGCAUAUCGUAUAUGACUGAACGAGUGUUUUUUCUUUUAAUUAUAACUUCCUCAAAUCAUUUUGAUAUAAUGGUAUUGUAAACGGGAAAAAAAUCAUGUUCAAGUUUAGUUUUAUGUAUUCAUUAUUAUAAGUAUGAAUGAUUUAUUAUUAAGUUCAGAGAGAUUUUUAGUGCAUGUAGAAGGUAUGAUUUUGUAUUAUUCAAUUUCUUGAUAUAAACUUUUAAAGAAAUGUGUACAGAUUGAUUCCAGGU